Molecule: messenger RNA, 1342 nt
Organism: Cicer arietinum (chickpea)
Lineage: Eukaryota; Viridiplantae; Streptophyta; Magnoliopsida; Fabales; Fabaceae
Product: protein trichome birefringence-like 43
Cellular component (GO): Golgi apparatus
Molecular function (GO): O-acetyltransferase activity
Source: RefSeq, a predicted model, not a curated record
UCUCCCUCCAGAUAUAUACCCUCUCUCCUCUCGUGUAUGACUCACACACUUAAAUGUACUAAUGCAUAAAUACAUAAAUACAUCUAAACCAUAUCAACAAAUUUCCAAACCGUUUUCAUCAUAUGCUUAUUGUGAGCACCACCACCAUGAAAUCUUUCACCACAUAUGUUUUACUUUUUCAUGCCCUUCUCAUGAUUCAAGUACAUGCCAAGAAGGAUUAUAUUUAUCACAAUCAUAAUAGAAUCUUUGCAAAGAGUGGUUGUGAUUUGUUUCAAGGGAAUUGGGUUUAUGAUGAAUCAUACCCUCUUUAUGAAAGCUCACAGUGUCCUUUUAUAGAGAAACAAUUUGAUUGUCAAAAUAAUGGUAGACCAGAUCAAUUUUAUCUCAAGUAUAGAUGGCAGCCAACAGAGUGUGACUUACCAAGAUUCAAUGGUGAAGACUUUUUAAGCAGACAAAGAGGGAAAAGUAUUUUGUUUGUAGGAGACUCUUUGAGCUUGAAUCAAUGGCAAUCACUCACUUGCAUGCUCCACAUAGCUCUGCCACAAACUCACUAUACCUUAGUGAGAAUCGGUGAUCUCUCUAUUUUCACUUUCCCGACCUAUGAUGUUAAAGUGAUGUUCUCACGCAAUGCGUUUCUAGUAGACAUUGUUAAUGAAGAUAUUGGUAGAGUUCUAAAACUAGAUUAUAUUGAAGCUGGCAAAACCUGGAAAGGAAUUGAUGUAUUGAUAUUUGACUCGUGGCAUUGGUGGCUUCACACAGGAAGAAAACAACCAUGGGAUAUCAUUCAAGAAGGGAAUAACACAUUCAAAGAUAUGGAUCGUUUGGUAGCUUAUGAGAAAGGAUUAAAUACAUGGGCCAAAUGGAUUGAUGAUAACGUUGACAUUAACAAAACAAGGGUGUUCUUCCAAGGCGUAUCUCCUGAUCAUCUAAAUUCAGAGCAAUGGGGAGAGCCAAAAGCAAAUUUCUGUGAAGGACAAGAAAAGCCAUUAUUGGGGUCCAUAUAUCCAGGAGGUCCACAUCCAGCAGAGUUGGUUUUAGAGAGAGUACUAAGAGCAAUGCAAAAGCCUGUAAAUUUGCUUGACAUUACCACUUUAUCACAAUUGAGAAAAGAUGGUCACCCUUCUGUUUAUGGACAUGGAGGACAUAGGGACAUGGAUUGUAGCCAUUGGUGUUUAGCUGGUGUUCCUGAUACUUGGAAUCAACUUUUAUAUGCAACUCUAAUUCAAAUUUGAAUGUUUAUUCUUAAAUAAAAAUGUGUCAUAAAUAUAUGUACAUUUUUAAUGGAUGAUAUAAUAAGGUAUCUCAUUUUAUAUUCUUAAUGAGGAUUUUAAUUUGACUCUUA